This is a messenger RNA of Liolophura sinensis, 2622 nucleotides long. Its product is annotated as potential E3 ubiquitin-protein ligase ariadne-2-like. NCBI's taxonomy places the organism in Eukaryota, Metazoa, Mollusca, Polyplacophora, Chitonida, Chitonidae. The record is from RefSeq and is a predicted model, not a curated record. The transcript is spliced from 15 exons. Gene Ontology annotation, molecular function: zinc ion binding; ubiquitin-protein transferase activity. The coding region runs from base 238 to 1704 and encodes 488 amino acids. Gene Ontology annotation, biological process: protein ubiquitination.
UCCGGUUUGUGUGUUGCCUAUUGUGUUGUUAGAACUUCCUCAGCUGUCGACUUAUCAUUUCUGGAUAAAGGACUCAAAGAAAGAAGUGUAUUUACAGUUUUUCACAACCGCAAAUAAUUGUUGGAGGAUCGGAUUUUCCAAGACACGAAGUUUGUUAGUGCCUUGUGACUGAAGUUAAAGAUAAAGAGAGACCUGUAGAAGUGAGCAGACUCGGGGCCUUGGCCUGCAAGAGGCAGUAUGUCUGCAAUGAUCACGAGUCAGGGUUCAGAUGAUGAAUCAGACUAUGACCAGUCUGAUCACAUGGAAGAUGAGGAGGAUGUAUAUGGGGGCUACUAUGACAAUGAUGCAGAUGAUCUUGACCUCGAUAAACCCCACAAAAGUGAUGACCCCGAAUACUUUGAGUUUGAGCUUCUUCAAGAGGAAGAUAUCGAAAGGUUUUUAAAUGAAGAAGUAGAGGCUCUGAGUAGCAAUUUGAAGAUUGCACCAUCAUUGGCAAAAAUGCUGCUUCAUGCUCAAGCUUGGCAGAGAGAAAGUAUUUUAGUGAGGUACAGAGCAGAUGCAAAUGGACUACUAAUUGAUUCCCACAUCAUGCCUGCUGUCCCAUGUCAGGAACCAAUAGAUAGUAGUGGGUAUGUCUGUCCAGUCUGCAUUGAACGCUGUACUACCGACAAACUACAACACCUCAGUUGUGGACAUCAUUUUUGUACAGAUUGCUGGGAUAGGCAUUUCCAAAUUCAAAUUCAGGAUGGCAUAACCACAGGACUUGAAUGCAUGGCAAAAGACUGCAGUGUUCUGGUUCCGGAAGACUUCCUGUAUAGCAUCUUGAGCAAGCCUGAACUGAGAGAAAAAUACACCCGCCUACUAUUCUGUGAUCAUGUGAAGAGUCAUCCACAACUAAUGUUUUGUCCUGGACCGAAUUGUGAAGUUAUUGUUCGAGCAGCUCAGGGACUGGCCAAAAAAGUAGAGUGCAACUUCUGUAAAACCUCAUUUUGCUUUAAAUGUGGCAUAGAAUACCAUGCCCCCACAGACUGUGUGGUUAUCAAGAGGUGGCUGACGAAGUGUGCUGAUGACUCAGAGACUGCCAACUAUAUUAGUGCUAAUACUAAAGAUUGCCCCAAAUGUCAUGUUUGCAUUGAGAAAAAUGGAGGCUGUAAUCAUAUGCAAUGUUGCAGAUGCAAAUACGACUUUUGCUGGAUGUGUCUACAAGACUGGAAAACUCAUGGAAGUGAAUACUAUGAAUGUAGCAGAUACAAGGAAAACCCAAACAUUGCCAAUGAGUCUGUUUUGGUGCAGGCUAGGGAAGCUCUCAAAAAGUACCUUUUUUAUUUUGAAAGGUGGGAAAACCAUGCCAAAAGUCUUAAACUGGAAGAGCAGACAUUUUGUAAGAUAACAUCAAGGAUCCAGGAGAAAGUAAUGAACAAUGCAGGCACCUGGAUUGAUUGGCAGUAUCUCUUAGAUGCUGCCACACUCCUGAAGAAGUGCCGGUACACCCUUCAAUACACAUAUCCCUAUGCCUAUUACUUGGAAAAAGGUGGUAGAAAACAGUUGUUUGAAUAUCAGCAAGCCCAGCUGGAAGCAGAAGUAGAGAAUUUGUCUUGGAAAGUUGAACGAGCUGAAAUAACUGACAGAGGGGACCUAGAAAACCAAAUGGAUAUUGCUGAGAAGGGCCGACAAACACUUCUCAAAGAUUUCUUGGAAGUCUGAUGUCAACAUAUGCUAGCAAAUGGAUUGCAUAUUGUAGUGAAGUAAAACUUUGGAACAAAUCUGCAGCCAACUGGUUAACUUUUUGAAAAAUGUUAAAUAGUAAUGUGUGUGUAAAGUUUGAGAGAAGGCUUAAAAGGGGGGGGGGGCAAGAAAAAAAAUUACAAAAUAACACAGCUUAGAGAAAAAGUUUAAAAUAGUCAUAAUUGUGAUUUUGUUUGGAUUUAAUAUUGAUAGUUACAUGAACAGUUGUUGACCAAAAAUGUGAAGUCAGAGAUGAGUAUUGCUUUUGAAGCAUUUGGUUCUGUGGCCUGUUGUGCAAAUUUGUUAUAGUUUUACACCUUGCCAUUAUUGGCGUGCUGACAUAUCUGUUUGCUACGGGUUAGGCCAGGCAGACCUUCAUGCUGACCAAGGAACUGUACACAGGUACUUGUUAAGCUGAAGAAAGGAUGAUAUUGAAAAUUGUGUAAGUAGAGGUAAGGAUAUGCUGUGAAGGCAAGGCAUGUAGCAAGUGAGUGUGAAACUGUAUCGUCAGUACUGAAGAAGUACAAAGUAGUGAGGUGAAAGUGUGAAACAAUAUCCUGCUGUGGUGUUGAAUGAUGAAAAUAUUAGAGAAAAUCUCAUUGUUGAAGCAUAGUAUGAAAAAUGUUUACAUUAUUAUGCUGGUCAUUGUUUGAUGUCGGAUUGGUUUGGUGUUGCUGUGUGGCAGUGGAAUGGAUGUAGAUAAAUAUAUCCAUGUACAUGUAUGUAAAAUCCAAGGUGAAAAUCCAACCUACAUGUACAUACGUUGUCUGAAGGAGAAUGUCUUUAAUUAAAGAGAUGUUUAUGUCCAGAGCCUAUACCUGAUUGUAGAUAGUGUUGUGAAGUACAGGUUGCAAACUUAAAUAAGAUAUAAGAUCUUCAAAUGAUUGUGUAAAAAUC